AUGGCCAACGCAGAGUCCAGAGAAGUCGACGAUGAUCCCUUCUUUUAUCGCGCCUGUUUGCGAUACGACAUCGAUCCGUCGAGAGGUUCUUACCUCGCCAGUACAGAUCUCUCUGAAUGGUCCUCUGAUGACUUAUGCCGAGUGCUUCAAAAGACUCAUGGUCCUACCGCCACCGCCGACAUAGUGAGUCGUCCAUACUUUUGGCAAAGGCAGAAUUGGGUGAGGCCUCCCAAAGACCUGAUUCAACGGGCCGCGGAGGAAAAAAUGGCGCUUUGCACAAAUAGAUCAGGUGAAUGGGACGCCCGCGCUGACGGAUACUUUGCAAUAUCGGAUGUAUGGGCGGAGGGUCUGUAUGCAGACCCCAGCAACCGGGGCUUGCCUCGGGCAGUUAUUGAGCAAGUUUUCGAGAUGAUAAAGCCUCUCGACGUAGAGUGGAUAUGGCUCGAUAGUUUGUCGGUGCCAGGAGGCCGAAGGUAUUUGUCAUUCGAGGAAGAAUUGGUGAGAGAAAAGCUCAUCAACAACAUGGGAUCUAUCUAUCGCGGGGCUGUCGCUGUAGUCGUAUUUGAUAGGCUGACCAUGAGUCUCGCAUCUCAAGACCCUAUCAACGUCGGUAUCACGCUGCUUUUUAGCCGGUGGUUUAGUCGUAUAUGGACGCUUCAAGAAGCCAAGCUAGCUUCAAGGGUUUUAAUCCUCACCAAGGUCGGCUUCACAGAUCUCUUCCAUGACAUUGUCGAGCCACUCAAAAAUACCGGCAACUUUCCUCAUGAAAAAAGCAAGAUUGACCAAUUACGGACAACUCUUAGCCGUCUCGUUUCUUCCAGGGGCUUACCGACAUCUCUUCACGAACUCGUACUCCUAUCGGCACAUCGUAAAGCUCGUAAUGAUCUGGACUUUUCGCGCGCUUUGUAUGCAUGCCUCGGUCUUGAUUGGAUAGAGACCUUCAACGAGGAGCAAUCAACGAAUUACAUACUGGAGAAUCACAAAGAGGAAGCUACACAGCUGCUCGGAAUGCAUGGCUCUCCCCUUUUGAGAAAUGGCUAUUCAUGGGCUCCACUUCGAUUCCGAGGACUUAAAGGUAAGUUUAUUUCAGGUCUGGAAUGGGAGGAGAAUGGCAUUCGAGGCGACUGGUGCUCAUACCGUGUACGCACAAGUCAUGAGCGGAGAUCUGCGAGUUUACCACGCGAGUCUGUCCUGGAGCUUGAGCUUGAGAGCGACCCACUUGACACAGUGGUUACCGUCAGUUGUGCUUUGAGCAGUGAAGAGAGACCAGAGACAAUUCAAGGUUUUAAGGAUGCCAUUUGUGAUACAAGGGCUCUCCUACUUUCGCACAACGCCCUUGACUGGAUCAAAAACCCUGUGCAAAGGGGCUCACGACAAACUGUGUUAUUGACAAGAAAUGAAGACUCAGCAAAUGAAGCCUUUAUCUUCAUGACAGCAGGCGUGAUAACAUGUGAUAAGCCAGCAUUAACACACGAAGAGAGCUGGUUGAUAUACCACAGGAGUCCUCUCAGUAAUCCCCUUGAUUCCUCAAUUGGUGAUCUUGCCUUACUCGAAGGCCAGAUUACUGAGCUUUGCAGGCUAGGACUAGAAGCUCGGUUGACAAGGCUUGAUGCUGAAAGAUUUGCAUCUGUACAAAGCGCUGUGGAUACCUUUAUGGCUAAUGGAAUGACGGCAAUCCAUAUCGUAUGUACGACAGGCGAUGUUGACGCCCUGAGGAUUCUGCUGGAUGCAGGAGCAUCUAUUGAGAUGCGCGAAAAACACUUCGGCAUGACACCGCUUCAAAUUGCUGUCGCUGCACAGCGUAUUGAAUGUGUCGCUGCCUUGAUCGAUCGAGAAGCUCGACCCAACUUCGCCUCAAGCUCUGGACAGCAACCUCUAGCACUGGCGGUCAUGCAUCGCAACCUCAGGAUUGUGCGGCUUUUAGUCGUUGCUGGUGCUAACGUUGAUAUCGUAAACGAAAGGAACGGCCGUACGCCUUUGCAUACCGCUGUUGGGAUGAACAAUGCCGCAGUGGUCAAAGUCCUGCUUGAAUGUGAUGAUGCUGAGGGGGCUCUGGGGCGAGCAGACGAAAACGGCUACCAGCCCUAUUGGCUUGCUGUCCAGGAUCCUGAUGGAGAUGUUCUUGCGCUGAUUGCUUCAAAAUGGAGCGUUGGUCAAGAAUUCGUUGAUAAUGUCCGCCGUUGGCAUCGGUUCUGGCAUGUAGUUGCUCCAUGUGCACUGUCAUUCAGCAUACCUCUGGCAUUAGUACUAGACAUCGCAAGUCUACUUCUAGCUCAUAGGGGGAAUUGA
Molecule: messenger RNA, 2289 nt
Organism: Bacidia gigantensis
Lineage: Eukaryota; Fungi; Ascomycota; Lecanoromycetes; Lecanorales; Ramalinaceae
Exons: 1
Coding region: 1-2289 (762 amino acids)
Molecular function (GO): protein binding
Source: RefSeq, a predicted model, not a curated record